Oryzias latipes (Japanese medaka) is the source of this 8601-nucleotide messenger RNA. Lineage: Eukaryota; Metazoa; Chordata; Actinopteri; Beloniformes; Adrianichthyidae. The record is from RefSeq and is a predicted model, not a curated record.
CAGUGGGGAGGCAGAGAGUCCAGCAGCUCUGUUCAGGACUGUAAGAAUGACACAGCAAGAAUUUCUAUAGGGUAAGAAAGGAGAGGAUUCCUCUAAUUCCUGCAGUCAAACUGAGUCUGGAAAAGUGAUCUGAGCUUACAUCUGAGCAUAGAGGUCACAAGCUUCCAGCUUUAUGUGUGACCCAAGAUUGUGCUUUCCAUGAAUGCACGUGGGUGCACAAAGCCCACCCCCUCCUCAAAAUGCAGCCAAUAGCAGCCGGCAGCUGUCAGAGGAAGAGCUGCGCUUAACCAAAGAAGAUCCAGGAUCUGGGGAGUAGCUCAGGCAUUACUGCUAGGAAGAACCACUAAGAUGAUAUUGAUAAAAAAUGCGACACCUUACACCUGGUACUGUUCCUCAAUGGAACAUGAGGUUGGUCAGAAGGUGACAGGACAUUCAACUCUUGAGUUAGAUGAAAGCUUCUUUGCUGGUGUCAUAAUGGUUGUAGAUUUGCUGUUUGGUCCGGUGAAACCCAGGGUCUACUUACGAUAUGAGGGUCAUUCCAGCUGGGACCUCAGAAGUAUCCCCAUCAUUGAUUUUCGUAACGAAUUCACUAUCAGAGAAAGUGAUGACCGCAAGCACUUCCAUCUGCUGACCGACCAUGUUGUUAUUAAUGACAGCUGCCCCAACUUUGGCCGAAUUGAAGAGGAAAAAAAAGAAAAGCAAAGACAACAGCAAAGAGAAGAGCAAGAAAAGAAAGAAAAGGAAGCACUUGAACAAGAAAGAAAGGAAAGAGAAAGACAAGAACGGGAAAGACUAGAGCAGGAAAGACAGGAGAGGGAAAGACAAGAGCAGGAAAGACUAGAGCAGGAAAGACGAGAAUGGGAAAGACUGGAAAGGAAAAGACGAGAGCAGGAAAGACUGGAGAGGAAAAGACGAGAAUGGGAAAGACAGGAGAGGGAAACACUAGAGCAGGCAAGACGAGAAUGGGAGAGACUGGAGAGGAAAAGACUAGAGCGGGAAAGACGAGAAUGGGAAAGACUAGAGCAGAAAAGACGAGAGCAAGAAAGACUAGAGCGGGAAAUACAAGAAUGGGUAAGACUGGAGAGAAAAAGACUAGAGCAGGAAAGACUAGAGCAGGAAAUACAAGAAUGGGUAAGACUGGAGAGGAAAAGACUAGAGCAGGAAAGACUAGAGCAGGAAAGACAAGAGCAAGUAAGACUAGAGCGGGAAAGACGAGAAUGGGAAAGACUGGAGAAGUUGAGGAGGCAAGAAGAAGAGGAAAGGCAACUGAUGGAGUUUGAGCGACUGCGUAGGAUCCAUGAACAGAUUGAGAAGGAAAACAAGGCAACCAGAAGAAACCUCUACAGGGCCCAGGAGAGGCUUCAAGAGAGACAGAUCCUUAAAUCUCAGGAACAGGAACAGGAACACACCCAGGUUAUCCACCAGCUCUUGGAUGAACAUGCAACCCCUGUUGACCACAAUGAACUCCAUGACGUCAGUGACAGAUUGACAGGCCUCUUGUCUGAGUACCAAAUCACAGAGAGUGAAAGGAUCUUUGACAACCUGGAAGACCGGAUGAAGACCCUUCAAAAUGUGCUGGCAUUAAACCACUUUGAAAGACAUCAAAUAUCCAUCAGCUCACUGUGGACCAUGGACCAGGCAACUGGAUAUGUGGACCUGUCUCUCACUGAGAAGUUUAACAUCUUGGAAGCGGUAAUAAUGGUCACCCUUAAUGAGAGGACUGAAUAUGAGGAUACAUCUAAAUUCGGACAGGACCAAAAGAUUGAAUUCCUCUUCAACUUACAAGAUCAGCUUUAUGACACGAAUCCAACACUAGCCAGGAAGGUAUUGGUCAAUGUCCUUGAUCUAACUUCACAGCUGCCUCAAGCUACAAGGGACAUUCUGAGUCUGAUCCUGUUCAAUAACAUCUGGACACCAAAAGAAAUCAAACUUUUCACAAGGAAAGCCUUGACCAUGAGUCAAGAAAUAGUCAAACAGACCCUCCAAAAAGCGUGCACCUACAGGGUAAACUGCAUUCUGACUCUCUCUUCACUUAAUUACGUAGAUCCAGCAAAGUACAUGAAACACAUUAUACUGAAUGAGAUGGAUAAAGACAUAGACACCAUCCUGAGUGAAAUGCGAGAAAAUAACUAUCCAGAGCAGACUCUGUCAGAACUGGAAGACAUUCUUAAAUAUGUGGAAGCAAAGUUGGCCGGACUUAGAGAUUCAGACAUCAACAAAAGUAUGAUUGAAGAUGGAAGAAAAAUGAUACAGUCCCUGGAUUUGUCCAAUCCUGAUCCUGAUACUCUAAAAAGAGUCCUGUUUGUGUUGUCUUUGGCUGUCAAAAAAUGCACUGCAUUCUUCAAUGAAAAAGGUGAAAAAGUUCAAGGCUACUUCCCCAGACUGACUCAGCUGACCUCACUGUUGUUACUGAUACUGCCACAGAUUCAGUCAAAGGGAGGGUGUCUCUUAGAAAUUGGGACUGGAGAGGGCAAAACUUGUAUUUUAGCCAUGUUUGCCACUAUUCAAGCACUUCAGGGGACAGCUGUGGACAUUGUAACAAGUUCUCCUUUGCUAGCAAUUCGUGAUCAGGAAGAGUGGGGGAAGUUAUACAGUAUGUUUGGAGUGACUUCCUCCACUGUGCCCCCACAAUUUGAAGGCAAAAAAUCUUCAGAGAACCAUGAAGACUUGCUGAAAUGUGCAUACUCAAUGAGAGUGGUUUAUGGUACUGUUAGCACCUUCGCAGCAGAUAUUCUGAGGCAGGACUUUGAGAAGACAACCACUCGAGGGCAGAGGAAGUGUGAAUGCGUGAUAGUGGAUGAAGUAGACUACAUGACACUGGACAGUGGAGUUCAAGUGACUUUCCUUUCUCACCAAGCCAGUGGACUGAGGCAUCUAGAACAAGUCCUGGCAGGUAUCUGGGCCAUGGUGUCAAACUGCCGACAAAUUGAGAUCUUUGAAACCGGAGACAUCUGGUGGACAACCAGAAUCCAGCACUUUCACAAAGCUGUGAAACAGGCUGUGACUGGAUCAAUAUCAGAAGAUGACAUUCUGUUGCGGCUUGCCAUGUUAAGCUCUUGUUCACAAGAUGACAUGGUUCAGUUAGAAAAAGCAAUCAAAAGACCACAAACAGAGCAUGGCAGCUCUGAAGAUGGAAACUGGAAAACCAUUGAAAAUAUUAUGGCCAAGAUUGGCACUGAAGAGCAGUAUCAUCUGCUAGGAGAGCUUGUGGCACAAGAAGGCAACAAUGUGGUUGUUGACUGUUAUUCACUCAUCGGCAACAAAGCCAAACUUCUUGGAGAAAGUUCUGACACAGACUCUAAUGUCAGCAUGCUUCUCCUGCCACAUGGGCGAUCCUGUGAGAUCUUGUCUGAGAAAUCACUCAUUCAAACAACUCUCAGAAACUUAAAGCCAAAGAUAAAAUACUCAGAUGAGUGCUCCUUAAAUUCACUGGAGAAAUCAGAAGGCUUUAUUGUAAUUCCAUUUGUUUUAAAAGAAUAUGUUGAGAAUCAGUUGCCAGUUUUUGCAGAAAACGCUCUAAGAGCCAUCAAAAUGACUCUGGGAAGAGAGUACAUGAUUGACAAAGCAACUGAAGCUGACAGUGUUCAGAGUCCUCAUCAUGAUGCAAUAAUUCCUUUGGACUUUCAAGCCAGUGGAGUUCUGGAAAAAAACAAACGCUGGGGAGAUGGCCUGCAGCAGUUCUUAGAGAUGAAACACCAGCUGGCAAUUUCACAACUGUCCAAUGUCACCAAUUUCAUGUCAAAUGUCCACUUCUUUAAAAGGUACCUCAAAGGAAAAGGCAUCUUUGGUGUCUCUGGGACACUCGGGGGCAAAGCUGAGAAAGCAUUUCUCAAACGACAAUACAAAACAGAAAGCUACAUCAUUCCAGCUCAUCGUCACAAAAAGCUGCUGGAGCUGCCAGCUGUUCAAGUGAGCGGAGGAAACACUUUGUGGGUCCAUGCGAUCUAUGAAUCUGCCUGGAGAGCUGCAGGCAGGGGACAAGUAGUAUUAAUUAUUUGUGAGGAUGUGAAGACUGCAAAUGAGCUGCAAACUGAAAUGCAUAAUCAAAGAAUAAAGCCUGAGCAGAUCACCAUGUACACAAUCAGUGAAAAACACAACAUAGAGAAGAAGAACUUCCGUCCGGGAAACAUCAUUAUUGCCACAAACCUCGGUGGACGAGGAACGGACAUACACAUUCAGCAGGAGGUCAACGAGUGUGGGGGACUCUUAGUUCUUCUCACAUACUUCCCUGCAAGUCAACGAGUGGAGAGACAGAUCUUUGGCCGCACUGCCCGAAAGGGCAACCCAGGAAUGGUGCAGUUGAUCCUCAACCAAGACUGUCUUGAACCAGCUUACCAAGGCCAAUCAGUGGAGACCAUGAGACUGCUCAGAGAGCUGCAUGAGAUCAAGCGGUUGGAAGGCAUGGAGAAGCAUGAGCUGCUAGAAAUUGAAAUAAAAGAAGAUCUCUUUUCUAGGUUUUGUGAGUUUCUCUGUGACUUUGACAAAAAUUACUCAGCAGAAGAGAGGAGUGACAUCACACAAAAGAGGAUAAAAGAUGUUCCUGCAUGUUUUAAGAUCCAUAAAAAGAAAUGUGACUAUAAGAUUGCGCUCAAUGCUUUGAAAGAAUCGUGGGCAUUGUGGCUCAUUCUCCAUGAAGAUGACAUCAGCAGGCUUGACUACAACAACACAUUGAGAGAAGACCUUACCAGAGACUUACGGAACACUGCUGAGCACCUCCUGCAGGGAACAAAUACCAACUUUUAUGACUACAUGAAAAUUGCCAAAGGCAGAACCAUCCUGCAUCGCCUCAAGAAGGAAAGUGACUAUGGAGCAUUGACAUACUGGCAAAGGGCUGCAGAGAGGGAUCCUUUCUACAGUGCUGUGGCAUUUUAUAACCAAGCUUACAUCACAAUCAACCUGCAAAAGAGAAACUACUUAUCAAGCGCAAGAUGGUUUCUGAAGAAAGCAAACACAGGAGUGGAUGUGUACUUGUCAGAAACAGCAAACACUAUGGCUUUUUGCAAUUUGUCAGUAACAAAGGAUUUUGUAGCUCACCACAAAGACUGCAACCUGCAGAGUCAAAUGAAUGCCCGCAUGAGUGCUUUUAGAACUUGGAAAGGCCACAUGGAAAAUGCUCUGAAAAUUCUGGAGGAGCUGGAAAAAAGCAAUGGUCAGGCAAUCGUGGAGGACUCUAGCAUCUACAGUCUGGCAAAAAACAGAGAUUUCAUUAGCACGCAAGAGUUGAUGGUCCUUCAUGAGUUUGGCCUCUGCAUUGUGUUUGAUGUGAAGAAGAAGCCAGAAUUCUCCAUUGAUGCCUUUCUGUGCUUCUGUCUUGGUGCUCUUCAGGUGGCUGCAGGUGUUUUGGUUUUGACUCUGUCAUAUGGGGCUGCCAGUCAGUUUGGAUUUGGGCUGAUCAGUGAGGGGGUGUCAGACAUGAUUCAAGGGAUCAAAGGCAUGAUGCAAGGAGGUUUUGACUGGGCAGAGUGGGCAGUUUCCAAGGCCAUUAGCAUUGGAGUAUCUCUGGUGUUUGGAGGUCUUGGCCGACUUAAAAAUGCUGCUGGUGCCGUGCGCAACGGUGCUAAAGGCCUUAUGGCCGGAGCCAAGCAUACCACUGGAUUCACAGUGAAACAGUGUUUCAAACAAGCUACAAAGUACACAGUCCAGGAGCUGACCAAGCAAGGUUGCAUCAAUGUUCUGAGCUCUGUUGCUGACUCUGCACUUGCAGAUUUUUUCAAAAAGAUCCUGAAAAAGGCUUUUAUGAACAAGACAAUGUAUUUAGUCAGAGCCAAUGAGCAGCUGGAUAAUGUUCUCACUAGCUUCAUCUGCUCCACAAUACCAAAGACGGCCAUUGACCAGGGGUUCAGUGACUUCAAAAUAGAAAGAGGAUGCGAGGAACAAAUACGCCAGUCAGUGGAUGUGCUGACAAAAAGCACAAUUCCUGACCUCAUGAUGGACUGUACCAGGAUUACAAAGGUUCUCAAUACCCUUUCAGAUGUUUGUGGUUCUGUAAGACAUCACAUAGAGAACCAAAAGAGAGUUAAAAACGUGAUGGUGAUUCUGAACACUGCUAAAUACGUCACAAUGUUUGUGGAAAUGUUUAGCUCCUUUCCCACUGAGGAUGUCAUCAACACCAAAUUUGUGCCUCAGUUCCUGCUCAGUAUGAAGGAUCUACCACAGAACAAGCAUGAUCUGGAUGAAUGGCACCAUUUAUCAGAUGUGAGGCGACUCAAAGAUGAACUCAUCAGCAUCAUAGCACUUACUGUUUCUGAUGCCUUGGUUGAGGCUUGUGGCAAACGAAUGACCUCCCUGGUGACCAACAGCUGUAUGAAUGCAGUAAACCACGUAGCUGGUUCUGCUGUCAGCAAUUUACUUGGCAGGACUGACACCCAGAGCUUCUUUGAAACACAACACUACAAACAUCAGCUGAACAAAGUCAUCCAGCGCCCUUCAACGAUUGAGACUGAUAAGAAGACCUGUGAUCAUUAUGUUGAGGAAGUCGGGAAUGUUAACCGCCCUGCUACGGCUCUGGACAUCCAUGUGCUCACUGAGAGUGGCGCUCUGCAAGGCAAAGGCAUCAGAGUGAUUGUGGUGGACAAGCAUGGCAAAAAGGUUUCAGAAGAUUAUUAUCCAGGGAAGAACAGCUCUGCUGGAGACAUCAAGCUUCAACUAAAAAAGAUCCCUGAAAAUCAGCAGCAGAAUGAGGAAUUCAUCUCAAAGGUGAAAAAAAGGAUCCAUGGUGAGCAGAGCCUCUACAGUGGACAUUUUGAAGUUGUGGGUCCACAUGGCUCUGUGAUACCAGUCCAUUCAGAGAACCAGGAGUGUCUGUAUCAUGCUGUUGCCCAGGCCAUCAGACCAGACUGCAAAGACCUCAGACAGGAGGCACUGAUCCUUCGAGGCAAAGUCCAGGCCUCACUUCAGCAGAACCCGUCCAGAUACGUAGCUGCUGUGAAGCUGCAGAAAGGCUAUGAAGAAACAUCUGCACUGUCCUCAAAAUAUGCCAUUGCGGGAGGAGGACUAAAAAAGCAGCAGGAGGCCAAAAGACAGCUAAUGGACAUGAUCAACACAAGAGACGUGCAGGAUUUAACUGAAGAUGAACUCAACCUCAUCAAGACGUACAACCUCGGUCUGGUCGGGAAGAUCCAUGACAUCAAAGGUGUCCGGAGGACCAGCGGCUCCAUCUCCGACAAGAACAGCAGCUCUGCUGUGAACGCAGAUCACAUCCCUCCCGUCAACACCUUCCAGAUAGCUCACAAAGAGUUAACGAAGCCUGAAAACAGAGACCUGAAGGAGAAGCUCCAAAACCAACACCCAAGACUUUAUGAGAUGAUUGAUGUAAAAGGAAACCGGGGGCUCUGCAGAGAAGUUCUCACACAGCACCACAUGCAGGUCCUGACCACCGGAAACAGCAAACAGGCUCAAAAAGUCAGGGAGAAGCUUGCUGACGUUCUUCUUCAGGGUGAGAAAGUCAAACUGAUGAAGAUGUCACUGAUUGUAUCCAACCCUGAGAUGUCAGAGUGUCUGAGAAGGGAUGCAGACAUCCAGACCUCUAAACGGGGGCAGAACAUUUUGUCCAAGGAAGCCACCAGAAGAUACCACGACACUGGAGGACAACUGUUGCUGCAGGAAUAUCAGAAUAUGGGGGUGAUAGGGCAGAGGGAGGGACAAGAACUCCUGCAGUGGCAGAGAGAGCAGCUCUACUCCAAGAAUACUCCGGAAUAUAAAGAACUCCUGAAAGCACUAAAACCGAAGACUUUUGAUCAAAAUCUCUGAAGCUGAAAGCUCUGCAUGACAGUCCUAACAUGGAUCUGCAGCUAGUUUGUUAGCAGCAUAUUACUAUACACAUCUGAGUUAACCACUGGUAUGUGUGUAUGCAUUUGUGUGUCUUUUACUCCAUAUGUCAUUAACAUUGACUGUAUAUGAGAACUGGACUGAGUGACCCCUCCCCCCUAACGUUCCAAACAGGAAGUACCCGCUGGUUCCAAGAAGCUAAAAUCUCAUAGACUUCUUUAGAGAAAUAAACAGCUGUCACUCAUAAUCCUUGUUUUGUUUUUUUCUUCUCCCCUUUUAUCCUCAAAGAAAAAGUUAAAAACUAACCAAUCAGAUGCCUCAAAAAAGAAGGUGGUUUCAUGUCGAACAGUUUCUCCUGAGUCUACUUUCAUUGGUACGGGUGUGGCCUUAGAUCAAGCUCACUCUUACUGGUGAGAGUGGUUGCCAUGGAAACGAUGACUAAGACCGACUCGAACUAAUGACUGCCCACUGAUGUCAUCUGGCUCAGAUGUGGCGGCGUCCAUACUGUGAGAAAAAUGGCAACUGAAUUGACUUCAUUUGGUUGUAGCCAGAAGUCAUUUUCUGUGAGUGAUGGCACACUCACUCAGUCCAUGCACAGUCAAUGACUGCUAAAUUGCAAUGUACCAUUUAAUCCAUGACUUCAUCUAAUUUAGUAUCACCUUGAACAUAAAAAACACUAAGGAAUAUUUAUUUUGAAUAAUUGGAAAUAAAUUUUAGCAUGAAUUUGUUAAUCAAUAAAUGCUUUUUGUGGAUCAGACUCUGUUGUUGCAGUUGAUCUUUUAAUCUCUAGGGAAUUGAGAAUCUAAAAAUAGAAAUGUGUGACUCAAUAAACUC